AUGAUAGCACAAAUUGCUGCCUUGGGCGCGGUACUCGCGACCAACGUGGCAUGCGCUAGCCUGGUGGAGCGGGAAGAAGCCGCGCAAUUCGUCCGGAUGGACUUCGACAAGAAGCGAGGCCCAUCCUUCAGCGAGGCGUGGAGUGGGCGGGCAGCGGUGCCGAGGCUCGCCAAGCGGAACGACUGGGUCGACAUUGAGAUUGACAACCAGCAGAUGUUCUAUUCUGUGAACUUGAGCAUCGGGACGCCACCGCAGGAGGUGCGGGUGCUCAUGGACACGGGGUCCAGUGACCUCUGGGUGGUCGGAGCUGGGGUGCGGUGCGGUCCGAACAACUACCCCAACCCGAAUCAGCUUAACUGCUACGAACACGGCUCGUUUGACACGUCGCGGUCCUCUACGUGGAAGGACAACAACACUCAAUUUCACAUACGCUACGGCGACUCCACAUACGCUCACGGGACGUGGGGCACGGAUCGGCUAGACCUCGGGCAGGCUAAUGUCGACGGAUUAACGUUUGCCGUGGCCCAUGCUUCCAACUCGAGCGUGGCGGUGUUGGGGAUCGGCCUACCAGCGAUGGAGACGACCAUGUCCUCCCAACAAUUCGGGUACCAGUACGACAACUUGCCAAUGGUUUUGAAGCGCAACAAUGUGAUCAAGAAAACUGUAUACUCUAUGUUCAUCAAUGAGCUGAAUGCCAAGACAGGUUCGGUGUUGUUCGGAGCUGUGGACCACAGCAAGUACAAGGGCACGCUGAAUACGGUGCCGCUUGUAAAUGCAAAUUACAGGCGCCGCGUUAACAAGCCUGUCGAACUACAUGUUACCCUCGCGGCCAUCGGCCUUCACACCGGCCGUGACGAGGACAAGGUCCAAACCCUACUGGGCUCCAAGGUGCCCGCCCUUCUAGACUCGGGCACCACGCUCACCUACUUCCCGAUGCAGCUGGCGGACCGGCUCGCUCGCGCGGCCGGUGCAAGGUGGCACAGCGAAGAAGUUGGCUACAUCGUCGACUGCAACAGCCGCCGGCUCCAUCAGACAGCAUACAUCUACGACUUCGGGGGCUUCCAAAUCCGCAGCCCGCUCUCUGACUAUAGCAUGAUGACCAAUGUGCGUGGGACCUGUCGCUUCGGUAUCAUGCCACACAGUAGCGACUACGUCAUUCUCGGUGACGUCUUUUUGACCAGAGCCUACGUGGUCUUCGACCUCGAGGCCCUCGAAGUCUCCAUGGCCCAGGCCAACUACGAAGGCGGCAAGGAGCAGAUAGAGGUCAUUGCUGGUGCCGUGCCCCGCGCCGUGCGCGCACCCGGCUACAAUGAUCCCUGGAAGGCCUAUACGCCCCUAGUCUUCAACGGCGAGUUUGGCAAUUUAACUGCAACGGCUUCCGACAGCAGCUCUGGCUCUGUCGGUAGCCGCAGCAAUUCGGCCUUAACCCUCACCCCCCCGUCGCUCUCGGUGAUGCUCUUUGCUGCUUCAUUAUUAGGUGCCGCCACACGUAUUAUAUAA
This is a messenger RNA of Eremothecium gossypii ATCC 10895, 1500 nucleotides long. Its product is annotated as pepsin-like aspartic protease. The coding region runs from base 1 to 1500 and encodes 499 amino acids. The transcript has a single exon. The record is from RefSeq and is marked provisional. Gene Ontology annotation, biological process: proteolysis. Gene Ontology annotation, molecular function: aspartic-type endopeptidase activity. Lineage: Eukaryota; Fungi; Ascomycota; Saccharomycetes; Saccharomycetales; Saccharomycetaceae.